Messenger RNA from Manduca sexta (tobacco hornworm), 1464 nucleotides. Its product is annotated as transcription factor SPT20 homolog. The transcript has 2 exons. Lineage: Eukaryota; Metazoa; Arthropoda; Insecta; Lepidoptera; Sphingidae. The record is from RefSeq and is a predicted model, not a curated record. The coding region runs from base 1 to 1464 and encodes 487 amino acids.
AUGAACAGGAAUCCCAAAAAGAUGUAUAAUAUCAAGGCUGAAGAGAAUGUAACUAAAGACGACUUUAUAUCUAACAAAAAAAGUAAUCGAUUAGAAUAUUCAUAUGAUUUAGAAGAAGAAGAGGAAGAAGAGGAGUUUUGGAGAAACGAAGAUGCGUAUAUUGACGAUGAUACCACUGAUCCUGGGGAACUAAUACAUUUAACAAGUCAAGAUGAACCAGCAAUAAAGCCAAAUGAAGAAAAACCACACAUCGAAUCUGUCGUACAGCAACCAUCUCCGCAAGAUGAUCAAAUAAAUUCACAUAAAUCUUUUCAAUCACAUCGAGGUCAUCACAUCCCUUUACAGCCAGUACAAAAUCCUUCACUAACAAAAUCGGAUCAAGACGUAACCCCUGUAAAACAGACUCGAAAUUCAUCUUUACCACCUAUGCAAAACAAGCUAAGACAAAAUCAAACACCACUACAACCAAGUGAUGAUCACCUGCUUUUACUACCAAAUCAACAUAACCCUCCUACAUUGCCAGAUGAGGAUCAAUCCUACGCAGACUUCAGUCGAAAUCCACCUUUCUCGCAAGCAGAAGAUGAUAAACCUUCUAUAUUAACAAAGCAGAAUGAAUUUGCACCACAAUCUCAAAGUAAACCUUUAGGACCUCGUCCUAAACACAAGCAAACGAUCACACUAAUUAAACAAUCACAGAUAAAUAAAGAAAGUGAUUCAUGGAAAGAUUAUAAGAAAACCAAUAAAAAUGCUGACGAAAAUAAUACGAUAUCGCAGGAUGAAGAUCAGUCAUUACAAGAGAAACCGGCUCAAGAUCAAACUACAACACAAAGCAACACAGAUCGGACUACUACAGAAUUUGAUCAAGAUCAGCCACCUUCACGACCGAAGAACAAUGGACUUCUUCCACAACCGGAACAAAACAAGCCACUGACACAGACAAAACAAGAUGAGCCCUUGCCCCAACCAGCCCAAAAUAAACCACUUUUACAACCGGAACAAAACAAGACGCUGACACAGACAGAACAAGAUGAACCCUUGCCCCAAUCAGGACAAGAUAAACCACUUCUACAAUCGGAACAAAACAAGCCGCUGACACAGACAGAACAAGAUGAGCCCUUGCCCCAACCAGCCCAAGAUAAACCACUUUUACAACCGGAACAAAACAAGACGCUGACGCAGACAGAACAAGAUGAACCCUUGCCCCAACCAGGACAAGAUAAACCACUUCUACAAUCGGAAGAAAACAAGCCGCUGACACAGACAGAACAAGAUGAGGCCUUGCCCCAAUCAGGACAAGAUAAACAACUUACACAACCGGAACAAGAUGAGUCCUCGCCACAACCAGGACAAGAUGAGCCCUUGCCCCUAUCAGGACAAAAUAAACCACUUCCACAACCGGAACAAGAUGAGUCGCUCGCCACAACCGGAACAAGAUCAGCCUUUGCCCCAAUCAGGACAAGAUAA